Messenger RNA from Thalassophryne amazonica, 303 nucleotides. Its product is annotated as gamma-crystallin M2-like. The transcript has 3 exons. Gene Ontology annotation, biological process: visual perception; lens development in camera-type eye. The record is from RefSeq and is a predicted model, not a curated record. Gene Ontology annotation, molecular function: structural constituent of eye lens. NCBI's taxonomy places the organism in Eukaryota, Metazoa, Chordata, Actinopteri, Batrachoidiformes, Batrachoididae. Bases 1 to 303 code for a protein of 100 amino acids.
AUGGGGAAGAUUAUUUUCUACGAAGACAAAAACUUUACUGGACGCAGCUCCGAGUGCAGUGGCGACUGUGCCAACCUGACGCUGCUUCUCAGCCGCUGCACCUCCAUCAGGGUGGAGAGCGGCUGCUUCAUGAUCUACGAAAAACCCCAGUACACCGGAAACCAGUACUACCUGAGCCAGGGCGAGUAUCCGGACUACCAUCACUGGACGGGCGUCUGCGACUCCAUCAGCUCCUGUCGUCUCAUCCCAACGGGUCAGAGUGAAGUACAGAUGGCUAAUGUGACAUACUCAGGGUCAGAGUGA